Trichosurus vulpecula (common brushtail) is the source of this 2936-nucleotide messenger RNA. RefSeq names its product V-set and transmembrane domain-containing protein 1-like. Lineage: Eukaryota; Metazoa; Chordata; Mammalia; Diprotodontia; Phalangeridae. Gene Ontology annotation, cellular component: plasma membrane. The transcript is spliced from 9 exons. The record is from RefSeq and is a predicted model, not a curated record. The coding region runs from base 264 to 1463 and encodes 399 amino acids.
UUGCCAGCCUGUUUGCCAAAGCAGCAGCAGCAGCAGCAGUGAUCUCUUACCGAUGAGUGAAGGCAGCAGCACCAUGACCCACGAUUGGACAGAACUACCUUUUUUAUCCAUCCAGUUUCGGGUCCAAGGUUAUGCUGACCAGGAACCCAAUGGGAUCCCAAGAUUGAUGCAAGGAAUGUAAACAGUUUUCUCCUGUUACCACCUCAAGUAACCCACAUGUGCUGUCUGGGCUGGCCAAUCAGAUACUGCGUCCUGUGCCUUUGAUGGAAUCUUAUGAAAUGUGGCUGUGUCUGAAUCAGAAGAUCACAUCUCCAGAGGGGACACUCCCCAGACCCUACAUUAGGGCUGUGUCCAGCUCUGUGGUCCCCAAGAGAGCAGAGGUAAGCUUCUAUUGCCAGGGCCCACAGGGAAGAAAGACUUUUCAGCUUUGGAAGGAGAAACAAUUAAUGCUCCAGAUAAACACCUCCAAAGAGGAGGUUAGGUUCCACCGUGCAAUUAAGAGCACUUCUGCUACAGAGAACUACAGCUGCCGCUACUUUCAAGACUCCCACUGGUCAGAGUUCAGCACCCCACUGCAGCUGGUGGUGACAGGAUUCUUCUCUCCACCAAAAUUACAAGUACAGCCAGGCACCGUGGUGGCUGUAGGGGAGACAGUGACCUUUGUGUGCCAGGUGUCAGGAAGAAGUAACUUGAAAAAGUUGACAUUCUUUCUACUGAAGGCGGGGGUGGCUGGUCCAGUGCAGCAACAAAAUCUAGAGGUGAAGAUGGCCAACUUCACUCUCCCAUCUGUGAAGGCUGAGGAUGCUGGGAACUACAGCUGUGUUUGCUUAGUGCUGGAGGGCAAGAAGAGAGCAUCAGAUCCCAGUGAGGUCCUAAGGUUGGAGGUGACAGGUAAAAAGACUGCACAUCCUCAGAGACAAGGUAAGAAGCAGAGGCAGACAUUCCAGAGAUGGGAGGCCAAGUCUCCUUACCUCCCUGGGUUCAAGAGCAGCCCUCAUUGCAGCCUGCUGGAGGAUGGUGGUGAUGCAUGGGAGGAUCGAUGCCGGUGGCUGGAGGGAUGCACUGGGGGCCUAGCCAUGGCCCAGUGGAAUCUUGGGAAUGGCCGUCUCUUCUGUUUCAGAGUCCAGAAUCCUCCUCAUUGUUACUGUCAGCUGUGUCUCUGUCUUCCUCCUCCUCCUCAGCCUCCUGGUCCUUUUCUGCCACCGUCACUGUCACACCCAACACAGCCCUCAGACAGCGCAGGCAGCCCUCCGCCUCUCUGCCUCACCUCCCUCCCUCCCGAGAAGAGAAUGUAUGAAGACGUAUCCAAGGGGAGACGGAUACAGACACGGGGCUCUGAAUCUGAAGACCCCCAGGGAGUGACUUACUCUCAGCUAAACACAGCUGCCCUCGAUGAGGCUCAGAGAGCCCCGACUUCUGUACCCCCAGAGCCCAGCGUCUAUGCCACUCUGGCUUUGCAUUGAUGGGGGUGUAGAGAGACUGUCACCCCAAGAAGGGGACCUGGAGCUUCAGGAGCAAUGAGGGGAAAGCUGUGGGCUGGCACCUGGGACACCUGAAUUUGUGUGUAAAGCUUGGCCACUCAACCCAAGAGAUCUUCCUCUUCCACUCCAGUGCCCCCAGGGGAAUAUCUGGCACACAGGCCUCAUACAUCCCUCUGGCUUCCCAUCAUCUGACCUGUGGCACCUUCUGUACCAGUUCGUACCCAUUCUGACUAGGUUUUCUGUUGCCUAGAUGACUUCUGAGGUCCCUCCUAAUGCUAUUGUUCUGAGCUGCUGGGAGAAAGCAGCUCAAGCUUCAUGUUGUGAAAUCCCUCAUGUUGGUAUGUGAAGCAUCUGCAAGACAGAUGCUUUACUCAGUGAACGAGCACCCUUUUUAUUCUGGUGGUGCUGGCAUUGAAUAGUGACUAAAUGGCGUUAAACUCAUGCUCUGGGUGCCUUUGGGGGAGGACCAUGUUUUGACACACUCCAGUCUGGGGAUCUAAAAGAAAGAGGCACUAGACUGGGGAGAAGAGUCCAGAAGGGUCCAAUCCAUUCCCCAGCUUACUUUCCUGGGCCACAGGGAGGGACUUUCCUCAGGAAGAGCCCGCCAUCCCUGCCUCUCAGUAGAUACACCCCAAUUCACCAGGGCCCAAACAGUAGUCUCCUGUGUCAUUGUGGCUAGGGGCUACUGUUCCUCCUCCCAGCCCUGUUCAAACAAGGAACAGUGGAACCACUGCCCUUGUGCUCAAAUGUGGAAGACUGGCUGCUGCUGCAUUUCCCAGUGACCUGGGGUGGCCAGCUCUUCUUGCCCUCAUUCCCCGGCCCUUUUGGUCAUUCCAUCCCCACCUAAGAGUCAUCCAGCACUCUCCACUCUCCCCCCGCCCAUAUCCAAUAUGGUGCCAAAGCUUGUCAAUUUCACCUCUUAGCUCCUGAAUACACGCUGGAUAAAGAGAACUUAGCUUGUGUUUGCUCUGUUGUGUCUAACUCUUUGUGACAUUCAGGGUCUUCUUGGCAAAGAUCAUGGAGCGGUUUGUUGUUUCCUUCUCCAGCUCAUUUUACAGAUGAGGAAACUGAGGCAAAUAGGGUCGAGUGACCUGAGCAGGGUUAUGCAGCUAAUAAGUGUCUGAAGUCAGAUUUGAACUCAGGAAGAUGAGUUGUCCUGACUCCAGGCCCAGCGCUCUAUGCACAAUGGUGCCACCCAGUGGCCACAAGGCCCCUAAACUUCAAUUUCUGGGAAAGUUCUAGGAAGGAUUAUUAAAGAGAUAGUUGGUGAAUUUUGAGAAAGGGCAGCAAUGAUUGUGAAGAGCCAGCCUGGCUUCAUCAUAGGUCACACCAGACCAGCCUCACUUCCUUUCUUUUGACGGAAUUGCUAAAUAAAUCCCUGUCCAUGACCGAUAUGGAAAUAUGUGCUUACCAUCUUAGGGCAGGGGGUGGGGAGUGAGAGAGGGUGAAGAUUUG